AUGAGGAAUUUCGAUUACGGGAGUGACGAAGCGGUUCAAGAGUCGAAGAAGGGUGGAGAACGCGAUGCUUCUGUGAGUUUGUCAUCGCCGGAGAGAUCGAGGAUUCGUAAAAGCGUUGAAGGGAUAUCGAUGUUGGCAUCUACAGAGGUGUCGAAGGCGUCGAAAACAAGGCGGGGAACUUCAUAUGGGUCGCCUGCGUCAUCUCCGGAGAAGACCACGAGGAGGGGAACUUCAUAUGGGUCGCCAUCUCCGGUGAAGGCCACGAGGCGUGGUUCAACUCUGUCUCCUAGAGUUUCGAAGAAGCAGAAGGUAAAUGUGGCUCCUUCUGGUGAUGACAGAGAAGAAUGGCCAGAGACUGAGAUGUUGGCAUCAACAGUUGCGAAGAAGACAAGGCGGGGAACUUCAUAUGGCGGGUCGCCUGUGUCUCCUAGACAAUCGAAGAAGCAGAAGGUAAACUCGGAGAGGAGUCUAGGUGAUGAUGGUGAUGACAGAGAAGAAUUUCUCCAGAUUGAGGAAUUUGGGGAUAUAGGUGAUGAUGGUAGGGAAGAUGAGGACGGUAUUGCUGGCAUUGAGGAAGUUGGUUGUACAGAUUUGAGUCUUUAUUUUGGUGAUAAAGCAAAAAAUGAUGACUGUGAGGUUGAUGAAGACGAAGGCGAUGAUGAUGCAUGGGAUGAUGAUAAAAUCCCUGAUCCUGUGUCAUCAGAUGAUGAGAAUGAAGAGGAGAUGAGACCUGCGCAAGCUUACAGAGAAGACACUGAUCCAGAGGAGCUCCUUCAGCUAGGCAAGACAUUUUCAGAUGCUGAGGACUUCAAACAUGCUUGUCUGAGGUAUACCCUGAAAACCAGAUACAACAUCAAGUACUACAGAUCCAGUAGCUUGAAGAUGGGUGCAAAAUGUGCCGCUGAGAUGAGAGAUGAUGAGGCUCCUUGUCCCUGGAUGGUCUACUGUUCGUAUGAUAGGAGGAAACAGAAGUUGAUGGUAAAGACAUACGUCAAUGACCAUAAGUGUGAGAGGACAGGGUAUUCCAAGAUACUUAAGAGGUCAGCAAUUGCAAGUCUAUUUGCUGAGAGGUUAAGGCUGAAUCCUAAGCUCACGGCAAAGGAGAUACAGGCUGAGAUAUUGAGGGAGUAUAAGAUGGAAGUUUUAGAAAACUCAUGCAUUAAGGCCAAGACGAAGGUGAUGAAAGAAAGGAGGAAGACCCAUGAAGAGCAUUUUGAUAAAAUCUGGGAUUACCAAGCAGAGAUAUUGAGGAGCAAUCCUGGAUCAACCAUGGAAAUUGAGACCAUACCAGGAGCCACGGUUGGAAGCAAGCAGCGGUUCUAUAGACUCUACAUGUGUUUCCAAGCACAAAAGGAAGCAUGGAAGAAGACUUGUAGGCCUGUUAUUGGCUUAGAUGGAGCCUUUUUGAAAUGGGACAUCAAGGGACAGUUGUUGGCUGCGGUUGGAAGAGAUGGAGACAAUAGGAUUGUCCCUAUUGCUUGGGCUGUAGUGGAGAUAGAGAAUGAUACAAACUGGGAUUGGUUUGUGAAGCGUUUGGCCUUGGAUUUGGGAUUGGAAAAUGGGAACGGCUUUGUUAUAAUGUCUGACAAACAAAAGGGAUUAGUGAAGGCAGUUCAUACCCUCCUUCCAGAAGCUGAGCAUAGACAGUGUUGUCGCCAUAUCUACGAGAACUGGAGGAAAGGUGGAAAAGAUCUAAGGUUACAGAGGUUCUUCUGGUUCAUUGCAAGGAGCUACACUCCUGGUAUGUUCAACUACAACAUGGACGAGCUUAAGAACUAUGAUCCUGGCGCACAUGCAUCUCUGAUAAAGACAAAGCCAGAGACUUGGUCUAGAGCUUUCUUCAAGAUAGGCUCCUACUGCAAUGAUAAUCUGAACAACUUGUGUGAGUCCUUCAACAAGACCAUCAGGGAGCCUAGGAAGAAACCUCUGCUAGACAUGUUAGAGGAGAUUAGGCGCCAAUGUAUGACUAGGAACUACAAUAGGUCUAAGAUGGCUAAGGACAGGAAGACUAGGUUCACCCCGAAGACACAUAAAGAGUUAGACAGGGUUGAGAAGAAGUCAAAAGAAUGUAGUCUGCGUUGGGCAAUUGGGCCAGAGACUGAGGUGGAAGAUAGAGACCAGUCUUAUGUGGUGAAUUUGGAGAAUGAGACUUGUGCAUGUCGAAGCUGGCAAAUGAAUGGUAUUCCAUGCAUCCAUGCUGCUAAGGUCAUCCUUGGCGUGGGAAGAAAAGUCUCUGAAUUUGUUGCUCCUUUCUACACAACCUCUAAGUGGCGUGAAACCUACAGUUUUGGGAUCAGACCUGUAAAUGGGAUGAUAGAGUGGCCUCGGACCAAUAGAUUAGGUGUGAUUCCACCACCUAAUCGAAAUGGCAAGCCUGGUAGGCCUAAAAACCAUGAUCGAAAGAAGGGAACCAAUGAGACAGUGUCUACUACCAAGCUGAGUCGUGCGAACAGGGUAAUGACAUGCUCUAAUUGCAAAGAAGAAGGGCACUACAAGAAUACAUGUCGGAAGGCUUUUGUUGAGAGUCCACCUAAGAAACCAAGAGGCAGACCAAGGAAAUAUCAGGUUAGGGUCUUAGUUUCUAUCUCAUUGUUUUUUAGCUCUCGGUAAUGUGUCUAACAAUUCAUUUAUAUGUUGCAGGGACUACACUUUGGCGAGUCACAAGCUCAAUCCUCAGAAGCUCAAACCUCACAAAAUCAAUCCUCAGCAUGGGAAGUUCCU
Molecule: messenger RNA, 2721 nt
Organism: Brassica napus (rape)
Lineage: Eukaryota; Viridiplantae; Streptophyta; Magnoliopsida; Brassicales; Brassicaceae
Exons: 2
Coding region: 1-2610 (869 amino acids)
Molecular function (GO): zinc ion binding
Source: RefSeq, a predicted model, not a curated record